GCUCAUGUUGAGAAUAAGAUUCCAAAGUUAGUCAAAAGAAAAGCAUCAUGUAAAGUUAGUCAAAAGAUAAUCAAGGAUCCCUUAAUUAUAGGGAUCCUCAUGAUGUUGUAGGGAUCCUCAUGAUGUUUUAGAAUAUCAGCUCCCUUCUUAAUACUAUAAAAGGGGAUGAUUGUAUAAGCAGGAGAUAUCAAGAAAAAAGAAAUACAAUUACAAUCUUUAGCUUCUCUUUAUCUUUCUCUAUGCAUUAUGAUGAUACAAUGUUUUAACAUGGUAUCAGAGCAGGUUUAACCAUAGGAACUCAGAAACGAAUCAUUAUCGUUCAUAAUCCAAAACCAAAACAUUCCUAGCCAAUUCAAAUCAGUUUGUGGAGAAACUCACCGGCGACAGUUUCGAUCGCCAUUCCAAAAAUGAAGAAAGCUUCCAAAACCAGCGGCAGCGGCAAGCCCAACGCCCCUCAGCUGCGCAAGGACCGCAAGUCAGGCUCGGGCCUGCUCGGCUCCCCUAAGAAAGGCGGCCAUGGCGGCAAGUUCACGUGGGCAGGCGACGGCUACUCCACGGUCGAGCUGGGCCGCUCCGACAUCCACCUCGCCGGCUCCGCUGUAGAGGAUUCCGCAAGCGGGUGCGGCGCCACAAGCCCAAGCCCGGCGGGCAGCUUCAUCAUAAGCUCAUGCAGAGCCACCACAUACCCCGCCGUGUGCGAGAAAUCCCUCUCAACAUACGCGGCGACAAUAAACAAGAGCCCGAAGCAGCAGGUGAUGACGGCGCUGACAGUGAGCGUGGACACGGCCGAAUCAACCAAGCCAUUCGUGAAGAAGCUCACCAAAUUCCGCGGGCUGAAGCCGAGGGUGCGGUCCGCCAUCAAGGACUGCUUGGAGGAGAUGAACGACGGCGUUGAUGGCCGAGAGACCGCCGGAUCGGCGGUAGCAGUGGGUAGAGCCGAGAAGUCCGAGAGAGGAGGGGGAGAAAACGCGACCGGCAACCCGGCUAGCGGCGAGGCUGCCGGCGUAGAUGGCCGAGAUGGCCAAGGAAGCAGCAGCUCGGCGACUGCCGGCGCCUCUGCCGGCGUUAAUGGCCGAGGAACCGAGAGAUAUCAGCAAGGCGGAACCAAGGGAGAGAAAGAGGCGCAUGAUUUAGGAUAUCAGGACGGGGGAGAUUAUUGGGCGUGGCACUGAGCGGGAUGGAUUGUACUAUGUGGAUGAGAUAGCUCAACAAGGCAAGGUGAUGCUGGCUCACGGAACUGCUGACCGGGAAGCCUGGCUUUGGCACCGUCGGUUAGGGCAUCCAUCCAUGGGGUAUCUUAAGCUUUUAUUUCCUAAAUUAAUAAAAAAUGGUGAGAAUUUAUCUUGUGAAACUUGUGUUUUAGCUAAAAGCCACCGAAAAUCUUUUAAGCCUAAUGACACACAAGUAAACUCCAUAUUUUCUCUUGUUCAUUCUGAUGUUUGGGGUCCUUCACCCGUGGUAGGGGGACAAGGUUUUAAAUAUUUUCUGUUAUUUAUUGAUGAUUGCACUAGGAUGACAUGGGUAUAUUUUUUAAAACACAAAUCUGAAGUUUUUGAAAAAUUUACUCAUUUCCAUACUAUGGUUCAAACUCAGUUUCAGAAAAACAUCCAAA
Messenger RNA from Salvia miltiorrhiza (redroot sage), 1612 nucleotides. RefSeq lists its product as uncharacterized. Gene Ontology annotation, biological process: negative regulation of catalytic activity. The coding region runs from base 408 to 1172 and encodes 254 amino acids. Lineage: Eukaryota; Viridiplantae; Streptophyta; Magnoliopsida; Lamiales; Lamiaceae. Gene Ontology annotation, molecular function: enzyme inhibitor activity. The transcript is spliced from 2 exons. The record is from RefSeq and is a predicted model, not a curated record.